AUGCAAGGCAUUCAGCAAUUGUGGAUACCGGCAAUGCUGGAACCCCAGCAAAGUGUCAUAUUACUCAAUACCAUCCUCGCCAUAUCAGGCGUCCUUAUAUUCACAGUCUACGCUGUCAUCAGGUUCUCAGCUGAGAAUACCGCUGCUAUUACGCCACGCGGUUGUCGAAGGAUAGGCCUUCCGAAAGGCCAAAGCAACCUUCAUGACGAAUAUGAUCCAAAAAACAGCAGUGGCUUUUCAGAAUCUAGUACAGAUGAGCGAGGCUGUCCAGCAUGGCGCAUUAAAGCGCUCUUCACGUACCCAAUAAAGAGCUGCAAGGGCAUCGAACUUGACGAGUCGGGAAUAGUGCCCACGGGAUUUGCCUUUGACCGACAGUUCUGCUUUGCGGAGCUGGAUGAGAAGGGGAAUUGGAUUGCGAGAACCCUUCGUAACCGGGGUUUCAACAGACUUGCUCUCGUUCGUCCAGAGAUCUGGGUUCCUGAUGCUACCAUGCAGGGAUAUAGAUCUGACCUUGAAGAGGUAAGAUCAGGCGGAGUAAUGCUGGUUUAUUACCCCCGUCCUAAUCCAUAUCGCGGCCUGGGCUGGCAUGCAGUACACUCAGCCGUUUUCCAAAUGGGGUUGCAUUUCGGUCUCAUCGCUCGAGAGGGGUCAUUCACGGUCCCUCUCUGUCAACCUUCAGGGUCUGAAAAUAUGAAACUGGACUCUGGUGUCCCCCGCGAGCGUGUCAAGAUCUGGAAAGACAACCCGCUAGCAUACAACUACGGGCAAUACAUUCCAUCGUCAUUCCACGACUUCCUCAAUGAAGGCUUCCCAAAUUUCAACCUAGCCAGCAGAAUUACCGCCAACAGCAGUCAUCGCCGUAUUACUCUCUUCCGAGUGAACCCUACCCACACGCGCAAAAUCUACCGUAACGCACCGCGGAAACAAGAAAUAGGGUUCCAGCCCCAAACAGGCUUCGCAGACGCCUACCCAAUCCACAUUAUUUCACUUUCUAGCGUGCGCGAUGUGAAUGCACGGUGCGCAGAAGAUAUUCCUGAUCUAAGCGUUCGGCGUUUCAGGGCAAAUAUUAUCGUCCAGGGUCCGAAGGCGUUUGAGGAAGACGAUUGGAAAGUUAUUCGUAUCUCUCCAGCUACUGCAAAAAAGAAAGCACCUAAAGAGGAUGAUGAAGGAGACAGCGCAGAACAGGCGUUAAUAAUGUACACAGCCUGCCGCACAGUCCGGUGCAAACUACCCAACGUCGACCCGGACACAGGGACUCGGCAUCCUUCUGAGCCGGAUCGGACGCUGAAGAGCUAUAGGAGGAUUGAUAAGGGGGAUUUGACGAAUGCUUGUUUGGGGAUGCAGGCAGUGCCGGCCGUUGAAGGUGCGUUGUUAAUUCUUAUGAUAAAUGGUUCAGAAUGCGUCCUAGACACUUUUCUCUUCCCUUCUUGCUGUUAG
Messenger RNA from Aspergillus nidulans FGSC A4, 1437 nucleotides. Its product is annotated as MOSC domain protein. Gene Ontology annotation, molecular function: pyridoxal phosphate binding; catalytic activity; molybdenum ion binding. NCBI's taxonomy places the organism in Eukaryota, Fungi, Ascomycota, Eurotiomycetes, Eurotiales, Aspergillaceae. Bases 1 to 1437 code for a protein of 478 amino acids. The transcript has a single exon. The record is from RefSeq and is a predicted model, not a curated record.